AUGUCCCUGUUUACGUUUGGCAGCGAAGCCUCGAUGCCUGGCAAGGAAGCACUAUCCGAUGCGUACGCCUUUCAAUUUGCCAGAAAUCAGGAGCCCAGUAAGACAGAAAGCCCCAUGCCAAAGGACCAGAUUUUUACAAUCAAAGACAUGAUGGAUAGCCUUGGAAUGGCACCUACAAAGGCCAUAGCCAAAUCAGACUCGGCGCUUGAAUACUUGUUUGAGGACGACGAAAAGUCAAACGCUCCUCGCCAAUCGUUUGGGUCCAGAUUGGCUUACGGAACGGGCAUCACAUACUUUUCCGGCCUGAUGUUUGGCGGCCUUUGGGGGUUUUCGGAAGGGUUUUUGCUCCCAGGCAAGCACUCCACCAAAAUGCGCUGGAAUAUGAUUCUAAAUUCUUGUACACGUAGAGGCCCCUUUUUGGCAAACAAUCUUGGCCUUAUAGCUCUUUUUUACAAUGGAUUCCAUGGCGGCUUGUUGAAGGCGUUAGACCAAGAUUCCAAUGUUUUAACAACGGCAGGCUGCGCAUCGCUUGCUGGGGCCAUUGUAAGAUCGCCUGCUGGCGCAAAACCAGCAUUGGUUGCCGGCGUUGUGACAGGCUCCGUGAUGGCGUUGUUUGAUAUUACUAGAAAUUUCUCUUACUAUUCGGAGGCUCUCAAUGAGAUCUUUUCAAAUAAAGCCACAUAA
Molecule: messenger RNA, 684 nt
Organism: Mitosporidium daphniae
Lineage: Eukaryota; Fungi; Microsporidia
Product: Tim17 domain-containing protein
Exons: 1
Coding region: 1-684 (227 amino acids)
Biological process (GO): protein import into mitochondrial matrix
Cellular component (GO): mitochondrial inner membrane; TIM23 mitochondrial import inner membrane translocase complex
Molecular function (GO): transmembrane protein transporter activity
Source: RefSeq, a predicted model, not a curated record